GGUUGUGGGGUUCGACCUAAAAUAAUGCUUGCUAAAGAUCUUGCAUGAAUAUACACAACACUUACUCAUUCGUCAUUUUGUGAUAUUUAAAAGCAUAAACAUUUAUCAUUUUUAAAUUAGUGAUAGACAUAUUCUUUUCAACUUCGCUGUAUAUAUAAACAAAACUCUUUGGAUGAUUUGUUGAAGAUCUUUCAAGAUGGAACUUGUUCAGAAGACCGACGACCAGGGAAAUACCAUCACAUUCAAACGAUGUCUAGGUCGGACCUUCGAUAGAGACACUCGUGGUAAUGUUGCAGAUCAGCUAAACAAGAUAGCGUCAUUUCGGUGUAAAGCAGAUGAUGUCCUCCUUUGUACCUUCCCAAGAUCAGGUACACAUUGGGUGUUCAACAUGGCCAGGAUGAUACAAACAAAGAAUCUUCAAUACUCAGGAACACCGGAAAUGAUGGAAUUUCAAGAUAUUGGAGUAAUCGAUGAGAUGGAAUCUCCACGGAUGUUCCACACACAUCUGUCCUACCCAUUUAUCCCUAAGGGGGCUAAGGAAGGACAACUGAAAAUAAUUUACGUGCUACGGAACCCAAAGGACGCCGCCUGCUCAUACUACACCUUCCUGUCUAAAGUGGAAAAUACCUGCUACAGUGGAAACAUGGAGGGAUAUCUGAAUGCAUUUUUAUCGGAAGAAUUCAUAGGGUCUGGUGGAUCAUGGUUUACCCACACUAAAGAAUGGAACACUGCUAUGUCAACGAAUCCGGAUUUAAAGAUACUAUUUCUCAGAUUUGAAGAUCUCAAAAAGAAUCUGUAUCGUAAUAUCCUACGUAUAGCAGCCUUUCUAGAAGUCGAUGAAGACGAAUGCUUCUUGAGAAAAGUCGAGCAGACUGUAACAUUUGACAACCUGAAGAAGGAACAUGCAACUAGUACCGGUGAAAGUGAGUUGUGGAAACAUCUUGGAGACAAUGGACGAAUGCCCAUAUAUAAAAAAGGGAUUGUAGGUGAAUGGAAGACCAUGCUCACGGUAGCACAGAACGAACAGUUUGAUAAAGUGUAUAAGGAGAAGAUGAGUGACUUGACUGGGGAUGUUGACUUGGUCUACGAAUAAAUUUUCUAAAAGGCAACCUUGAGAAAAAUCCAUUUUAGCUAACUUUUCCACAUAGAGCCACCGAGAAGCGCAAGUUCAGGGAAACUAAAUCUCUAAUACUCUAAAUUGAUAUCAUAUUAACAUUCAUUAUAUCAAAACAAAUAUUGACUUCUUAUUAUAAAUAUAUUAAUAAAUCAUAUAGGCCUAGUCGAUAGUCGGGUCAAAUCAUGUAUUGUCCUUUACUUGUGUUUUAUAGGUCCAGUUUCUAUCCAGAGUUGUCGUUCCUUACUCUCAAUUAGGAACGGUAAUUCUGGGUUGAAAUUGAUGUAUGCUAUUUACUUUUCAGCAAUUUGUAAUAAUAGAAGCAUAGCAGGAUAAAUGAAUAGAGCGACUAGAUAACAAGACAAAGUAAUCACCCAUUAUGACCUGUUCUAAUUGCUAUAAAUUAUACAUUAUUAUAAACCAACGUUACUUCUAUGGAAUGGUAUUCAAUUGGCGUAGCUCAGUUCAUUCUUACGAUAUCAUUACUGAUUAACGGUCAGGAAACACACGUACGUCAUCAUGUUUGAAAGGUCUAUAAUACUGAGGAUUUUAAUGAAUAUCUCAAUAAAUGAACAGACAAUCAUUAAAAGGAAACAUGCAAAAGUAAUAAAUAUGUACAUUGAAGUAAACUAAAGUAAACCCUAUGAUCCCACAAUAAUGGAAUUUCACUGAAUGUAUCAUUCAUCCAUUGAAAAAGUGGUUUCACAUAAGUUAUGCUUGCUUUUCUCAAACGGAGAUUGCCAUAAAAGUCAACACAUUGGAAUAUCUUAAACCCAUUAUGAUAUCCGAAAUGUAGAGCAGGCUGACUUCGCACACCAUUGCGGUAGAGUUAGAUGACAGUUGAUUUACCAUAACGAAUAUAUUUUGGACGACUUUACGAACUCAAGGAGGGUAUAGACAUUAAUGUGUAUGUUUGUUAUAUGUUCAUACGUAACACAUUUUUAGUCAAGGAAACACAAACAUUUAUUUAAUUUAAAUUCAAAUACACAUCUGCGAUAUCAACACCUUUUCACCAAAAAGAAAGAAGAAAUGUAAUUUUAAGGAUCUGCACUGGUGAAAAGUCAAAAUUUUCUGUUGACUUACGUCUAAAUGUUAUACCUUAUUUUAAAGGGGAGAAUACAGAGAUAUAUAAAAUGAGAGAAAAUCAUUUGUCGGUGGGCUUGUUUUUGAGCUAAUUUUUUAUUAGAGUUUGAAAUUAUAUGGGAUUUUACUUGAAUUUGCUGUGUUGACCAUACUCACAACAAAUCAAAGCAAUAUAUUAAAAGUAUAUUAUCAGA
Pecten maximus is the source of this 2391-nucleotide messenger RNA. Its product is annotated as sulfotransferase 1C3-like. Gene Ontology annotation, cellular component: cytoplasm. The transcript has 5 exons. The record is from RefSeq and is a predicted model, not a curated record. Gene Ontology annotation, biological process: sulfation. Gene Ontology annotation, molecular function: sulfotransferase activity. The coding region runs from base 197 to 1093 and encodes 298 amino acids. NCBI's taxonomy places the organism in Eukaryota, Metazoa, Mollusca, Bivalvia, Pectinida, Pectinidae.